This is a messenger RNA of Aegilops tauschii subsp. strangulata, 962 nucleotides long. The record is from RefSeq and is a predicted model, not a curated record. Lineage: Eukaryota; Viridiplantae; Streptophyta; Magnoliopsida; Poales; Poaceae.
AUCUUACUAUUGCAGUCUAACUUUCCAACUUUUCUUGGUCCAGAGUAACCAGAGAGAAGUGAAGAACUCAACUAGGUAGAUUAGAUGCCCCUUGUGUUGGAGCCAAUGGUCAAGUUUGUACAUUUUUUGUUUUUGAAAGAUGUCCUACCAGCUCUAUUGUCUAUAAAUGGUUCAGUCUAUGAUUUUUGUCGGGGAUUCGUCGCCGGCCUCCGUCCGACUUCUGCGGCAAAUAGUGCUUCUUUUGGAGGACAAUUGCAGCAAGGAAGUAGGAGGAAGAAGAAAUGCAGGCCGCCUCAUGAAAGGCAGCAGCAAAGAUCCACAGAAUCCCCAUUUGCGCCAUCUAGAAGAAAAUUUGAGGAAGAGACUAAAAGGCACAUACAUGAGUAGCCUGAUUCUUGUCUUAGAAAGUUGGUUCUUAUAUAUAUAUAUAUAUGUCUUGGAUUAAAAAGAGCAUGAGAACUUGCCAAGCCAUCUGGAAAUGCCAUCAGAGCCGAAACAUUUUUUAGGUUGCUGACAUCAUUGUGCUGGACUUGCUUUUGUUGCUACUACUGCUGAAGACAAACCCCAGAAAAGGGAGUGAAAGUAGAAAGAAGAGAGGUUGCACAAGAUGAGUAAUGAUGGGUAGCGGUAGAGGCUGAAACUGUGAUGAUGAUGCGGAUCUGACCAUUAGUAUGUUCCCCAUCAAGGAAACCUACAAUUUCUAUUAUGAUACAGAUUUUCUAUUAUGAGGUGUGUUUCUCAUAAAGAAUGUGAUUUCUGCAUGAUAGUUUUCUACUGAAGGUUUUAUGCAAAGACUGACAUUUAAGAAGGAUGUAGUAAAAACCUUGGUAGGUACUCCUGAAGUUGAAGCUGCUCAGGCAAUAGUAAUUUCUUUUUCCGAGCACUGAACUACUGUUUCGGGUUUCGCUUAAUAUUGUUAUUCCUCGUAGGAUGUUCAAGAUGUACACCCUUUAAAUUUUGUA